CUCCAAUACCUCCCACCGAAAAGAGUCCUCCACUUUCCUGAAGGGAUACUCACAGAAGUUAACUAUAAAAGAAAGCUUUCAGCAAGAUAAAUGACUAAAGGCAACGGAGAAGAUCCAAAACCUGGAAGUAGGAUGGAACGAAUUCAACAAGGAGUCCGGAAACGUACACUUUUGGCAAAAAAAAAAGUGCAGAGCAUAACAAAGGACGAUGUUAAAAGUUAUUUAAUGAGGAAUGCCUUUGUGCUCUUCACCGUUGUUGCUGUGAUUCUUGGUGUAAUCCUGGGAUUUUCUCUUCGACCAUAUAAGAUGAGUUAUCGGGAAGUGAAGUACUUCUCGUUUCCAGGAGAACUACUCAUGAGAAUGCUGCAGAUGCUGGUCCUGCCACUAAUUGUAUCCAGUCUAGUCACAGGAAUUGCUGCCCUGGAUAGCAAAGCCUCAGGGAAGAUGGGAGUCCGAGCUGUAGUCUACUACAUGAGCACUACAAUCAUUGCUGUACUGAUUGGCAUAAUCAUUGUGGUCAUCAUCCACCCUGGGAAAGGUACGAAGGAAAACAUGCACAGAGAAGGCAAAAUUGUGCAAGUGACAGCAGCAGAUGCCUUCCUUGAUUUAAUCAGAAAUAUGUUCCCUCCAAAUCUGGUGGAAGCUUGCUUUAAACAGUUCAAAACCAACUAUGAAAAGAGAAAGUUUAAAGUAGCUAUUCCAUCCAAUGACACAUCCACGGUGACUUCCAUAAUAAGCAACGUGUCAGAAGCAAUGGAAGCUCUCACCCGAAUGAAAGAGGAAAUAGUUCCUGUUCCAGGUUCUGUGAAUGGAGUGAAUGCCCUUGGCUUGGUGGUGUUCUCAAUAAGCUUUGGCCUGGUGAUUGGGAGCAUGAGGGAGCAAGGUCAGGCAUUGAAAGACUUCUUUGAUAGCCUUAAUGAGGCUAUCAUGAGAUUGGUAGCUCUAAUCAUGUGGUAUGCUCCACUUGGAAUUCUCUUCUUGAUUGCUGGGAAGAUUGUUGAGAUGGAAGAUAUGGGUGUGAUCGGUGGUCAGCUUGCCAUGUACACUGUAACAGUUAUCAUUGGUUUGCUAAUUCAUGCUGUCAUUGUCCUACCUCUUCUCUACUUCGUGAUCACUCGUAAGAAUCCGUGGGUAUUUAUUGGAGGCUUAAUCCAGGCAUUAGUCACAGCUUUGGGAACAUCUUCCAGUUCCGCAACACUACCUGUUACAUUUAAGUGUCUAGAAGAAAUCAAUGGAGUGGACAAACGAGUUACAAGAUUUGUACUCCCAGUUGGUGCUACAAUUAAUAUGGAUGGAACUGCUUUGUAUGAGGCUUUGGCUGCAAUUUUCAUUGCACAGGUCAACAACUUUGAUCUGAACUUUGGACAGAUUAUCACCAUCAGCAUCACUGCUACAGCUGCCAGUAUUGGGGCUGCAGGCAUUCCUCAAGCUGGACUGGUCACCAUGGUCAUUGUGCUCACAUCAGUAGGUUUGCCUACAGAUGAUAUCACUCUUAUCAUUGCAGUGGACUGGUUCUUGGAUCGUCUCCGUACCACUACCAACGUCUUGGGAGACUCCAUUGGAGCAGGAAUUGUUGAACAUUUAUCACGGCACGAGCUGAAGAACAGGGAUGCUGAGAUGGGAAAUUCCGUGAUAGAGGAGAACGAAAUGAAGAAACCAUACCAACUGAUCUCGCAAGAAAAUGAGAAUGAGAAACCAAUAGAUAGUGAAACCAAGAUGUAGGCUAGAGAAAGCGUGAGUUCGACACUAACUGUGUGGGAAAACACACACUUUUUCCGGCGAUUUAUAUCUUGAAUUCACCAACUUCAUCAAUUCCUUGAUUUCUCCCUUUAUGCUCGCACUGGAAAGAAUUAAUGAAAACAUAUUCCAAACUAGCAGCGAUCAUGGUAUAUGUUGGCUUCCCACUUAAAAAAAAUUAACAGGCAACAACACUGGUCCUGCUAGACAUAUGCUAACUGGGGAUAAAAAAAGAGAUUGUGUAUAUGUUACUCAGUCCUGUGAAUCUUUUUUUUUUUUUUUAUGAACUGGAAAGUAAAAACAGAUAACAGAGCCUGAAAAUGGUUUUAUUUUUUUAAAUACCUGUUGCAAAAUUCCUAACAUCUAUAAACACACAAUCAACACUUCUAACUUGAAAACUGCAUCCAGCUAAGUAAAUUAACAGGACUUUUGCUAUUUUAUCUGAAUUUUUUUUUCUCUAGUGUUGUAUUAUUGUUCAAAUACUAGCAGGACAAUAAAAAGCAGGAGAUUAAGUGAGGGGAUAAAAAGGGGGAAGAUAUAUAAACAAAGAAAAGAAUAUACCCCCAAAUCAGCACUUUUACCAGCUGAGAUGAAAUAUUUCUGAGAAAGUUAUUUUAUCUAGACAGGUUUGCAAAUUAGAUUCAUCUGAUCUUUAUAAAAAUUUAGCCUAGUUGGCUCCCACUGACUCGCAAACAUUUACACACGCAUAUAUGUACUUCCAAUUUGGAUUUGCUCCCUUAAUUUCAAUAUUUCAACUCAGUUAAACAAUCUGUGUAUGUGUUUGCAGGAGCAAAGCCCUGGUCUGAGACAGAAAAUGUGUCUUCAUCUCUGUUUGGAUAAAAAAAUUUGCACGCUCUGGAUGCACUAAUGAGCUACUUAAUAAGCAAUUAUCAGAAGGCAAUGCCAGCCUUCUACAGAAGGUGCAGAGGGUGAGAUGUUCAGAUCCUAAAUGGGCUGUGCUCUGAAUCUGAAUCCCUGAGACCAGCAGAGGUUUUCUGACUGGAAACCUCCCAAAUUCUUGAUCCCCUAAUAAAUGACAGAAGUAUGAACUGGAUUUACAUUUUGCCAUCUGGAGAAGUCUCCUUAUCUUAAUGUGAAAUUUUUAAUUCCUAGGGAGUUUACCAGUAGCACCUGAAAAAGAAGAUAAAAGCCUUUAGAAAAUAAAAUUAAUGGGUUCUUUUGUAUUUUUAUUAGGAAAAGAUAUGCAAAUUGAAAAAUAGUAAAACUAUAAUAUAUGUGGAAAUUUUAAUUAGAAAGGAUUUUAAAAUUAAAUAUUGUAAAU
This is a messenger RNA of Sturnus vulgaris (Common starling), 3019 nucleotides long. RefSeq names its product solute carrier family 1 member 3 (gene SLC1A3). The record is from RefSeq and is a predicted model, not a curated record. Gene Ontology annotation, biological process: D-aspartate import across plasma membrane; L-glutamate import across plasma membrane; L-aspartate import across plasma membrane. Lineage: Eukaryota; Metazoa; Chordata; Aves; Passeriformes; Sturnidae. Gene Ontology annotation, cellular component: plasma membrane. Gene Ontology annotation, molecular function: neutral L-amino acid transmembrane transporter activity; glutamate:sodium symporter activity; L-glutamate transmembrane transporter activity.